CUAUAAAGCACCUGCCCGGCGCGGCUCCGGGGCCGUGCUGGGGAAAGGCAGCGUCCGCUCCUGGCCCGGGAGUAACCAGCCGCCAUGGCAAGCCGGCCCGCAGGCUUCGUUUCUCUUGCCAUCACCCUUUGCAUCCUGCUGGGAGAAGGUAUGGGCCGUCCUCCCUUAGAGUCCCACCUAGCUGCAACCAGCAGCAGGCACUCCAGGACAAAGAGAUGUUCCUGCAACAGCUGGCAGGACAAGGAGUGCAUUUACUUCUGUCACCUGGAUAUUAUCUGGGUCAACACCCCCGGACAAACUGCUCCCUAUGGCUUGGGAAGCCCACCAAGUCGCCGCAAGAGAUCACUGAACAGAUGUGAGUGCUCGCACUCCAAGGACAGCAUCUGUGCUACCUUCUGCCAGGCAAAGCCUUGGUAUCUUGGGAACCUUAAGCUCCCACCGAGCCGUAGCGUAUAGGUAAAGAGCCCCCACAGCAGUGAUGAGAAGCAUCCACAAACUGAUCUUCUGAGAGCCUGACGGGACAUUGCUGUCUCUAACUCCCAGAUGGCAGCACCACUUUCAGAGGAAAGUUCAAGCAGCCUUGCCUGGAAGAAAAAGAUGCAGAGCAGGUAACAAUCCUGUUUUCUGGAAUAAUUUGGAGUCCUGUGGAUGCCACUGGCUCUUGCCAAGGUUGCCUGAAAGAGCAGAAGAAAAGACCAUGAUGGAAAAGCAGGAGAGGUGGACGAAGCAGAGGAGGCAGCUCAGCGCUCCAGAGACUGCUGUAAGGGAAAACAGCAUCUCCUCUUAUGUGGCCAUGGACACACUGUGAAGGUGGGAUCAGGCCUGUUGGAUCAGGACGGGGUUUUAUCAGUCAGAUACCAGCUAGAUUCCACACUGGAUUCUGCCCGUGGUCAGCAUGUCUCUGGAAUCCAUGCACUUAGGCCUAGAAAAAGCCAUGUUCAAUUCUGAACUUGGCAGCACCCCAAAAAUCCUGUACUGGAGGCCUGGUCUACAUGUUUGAACAGGGUUCCAGCUCCGCUGCUUUCAUCCAUGCUUUGGGUGGCCAUCACAGACUCGUGGACUGACGAGCUGCUGCCUCGUUGGGCUUGUCUUAGCACUUUUUCCUCUUUACUGCCCUGUCAAAGACAAUCUGAUGCAUGUUAAACUGGGAUUCCCACGUAACAUACCAGCUAACCAGGCUCUGGCUUUCUCCUGGUAAGCCAUUUGCUUGAUGUCCCUUCUCCAUGAAUGGCUCAAGUGUAGACCGAAAAUAGCCUGUUUAAAUCUGAACCUGUGUUAAAUCCAAGCUCUGCACACCUGGCUCCACAGCGAGUGGGUGGGGAAACUCAGGUAGAGCUGCAUUUCUUUUAUUGUCUCCUCUGUUGCUGCUGGGAGUGUUGCAGGUCACAUUUGUUACAUGGGGAGGGGGAAAUUCAGAGCCAAACUACUAGUCCCAACAAGUGCGGUGGUGUGAAUGUUGUCAUGUCCUUAGACAUGUAAUUAGCAGGGUAGAACAUUGUAACUAGGUUAUUCUUAACUUAGCCCUCCCAGCUUGCUGAUAUGCACAGAGCACUCCACUGAAGGAGAAGCUGGGGGCAGUGAAGAGAGGUAGUGGGGGAAGGUGCAAUUGCUUGCUGCUUCACUUAGUGACAGACUGAAAGGGACAAAUGAUGACAUGCUCUGUGUGGCUCAUGGGGAAAGGCUUAGGCAAGAGGGAUGGGCUUAGGCAAAACCCAGGAUCAUGGCCACGUACAGUCCUGGAGCAUUAUAAUUCCACUGGCCCUCUGGGAGGAGUUCCACUGAAGAACACUGCAUCCAUGCUCUGGAAGAUCCUCUUGCCAGACUGAUGAAAUGUCAAGAGGGGGAGAGGCUGGGUUUGUAUCACAAAUGCUCUUCGAUUUCCCAGCAUACAACUUCUAUUACAGAGCCUGGCUGCAAAAUAUUCAUCUAGUUAGUGCAGAUACACCAACGCUCCUGAAAUCUUUGCUGAAAUGUCAAUUCUGGCUGGGACCUCACUCUUUCACAUGAACACUUAAAAAGGGUGCUGGUGGACUGAACCAUACUCGUAUUGUAGUCUAGUCCCAUUGGGUGUGCAAAACACUUCCUCUGUUCUCUUUUGAGAAAGAGAACAAUGAGACCAGCUAAUCCACGUAUCAGUAUGUAGAACAGUCGAGACAAAAAUCCUCUGGUGUCUGGAGCUGGAGAGAAAAGCAUGGCGUUUGUUUGUAUGUUUUUUGCCUUCUGAAGGUUUAAAUCAUCCUGAAAGGAUUUGAUAAAUUCCUGUUUGAAAGGGAAACUUUGCACACUGUUUAAUGUUCUAAGUUGUGUCAUUUUAAAUCAAACUACUGGUUUAAAUUGCUCUGUGUGUCCUGUCCCCUCCUGGAAUGGAGUAAUUUAUAGCAUGCACCCAACAUUUCAGUAUAUUUAUUUUAACCUAUUUUUAGACAGUAAUUAAUUUGCAAAUAUGUAAACUUUAAUUUGUAAUAAAUGAUGGUAAAAGGUGA
Molecule: messenger RNA, 2483 nt
Organism: Chelonia mydas (Green sea turtle)
Lineage: Eukaryota; Metazoa; Chordata; Testudines; Cheloniidae
Gene: EDN2
Product: endothelin 2
Exons: 5
Coding region: 85-456 (123 amino acids)
Biological process (GO): regulation of vasoconstriction; regulation of systemic arterial blood pressure by endothelin; vein smooth muscle contraction
Cellular component (GO): extracellular region
Molecular function (GO): hormone activity; endothelin B receptor binding
Source: RefSeq, a predicted model, not a curated record